Molecule: messenger RNA, 1791 nt
Organism: Baudoinia panamericana UAMH 10762
Lineage: Eukaryota; Fungi; Ascomycota; Dothideomycetes; Mycosphaerellales; Teratosphaeriaceae
Exons: 2
Coding region: 1-1791 (596 amino acids)
Biological process (GO): transmembrane transport
Molecular function (GO): transmembrane transporter activity
Source: RefSeq, a predicted model, not a curated record
AUGGUAGCCUCCACCGACCAUGCAAGACCGAGCCAGCGCCCGGAUAUAUACCAACGGCAGUCCUCUACGCUCCACUAUCAGACUUUUCCUACAGCACCGCCAAGGCAUCCGGGACCACGACAGGGAAGUGACAGGAACAUGAAGAGCAACGGCGCCGCAUCGCCGCAGGAGGAAAGGCAUGCUCAGCACGAUGACGGCAGGCACGAUUCGAGAGGAUCUGGCGAGCGUCGGGAAACUCCGCUACCGAAAGGUCAACUUGCGGUUUUAGCUAUCAUUGCGUUGGCGGAACAGACAGCUUUGAACAGCAUCAGUCCGUACAUACCAGAAAUGGCAUCGACGUUUCCCGAGGUCAAGGCUGGUCAAGUUGGGAUGUAUGUGGGUGUGAUCGCAUCAUCCUUUGCUUUGGCACAAUUUGCAACGAAUUUCGCAUGGGGCUGGCUAUCAGAUCGGAUUGGGCGCAAACCUGUGGUCUUAACAGGCACUUUCCUGACAGCAUGCUGCUUUGUCGCCUUCGGUUUCAGUAGAAGGCUUUGGCAUGCUAUACUCAUACAGGCGCUGAUGGGUCUUGUGAACGGAAACCAAGGCGUUAUCAGCACCUGCUUGGGUGAGAUCACGGACCGAAGCAACCAAUCUCGGGCGUUCACAUAUCUGCCUGUGAUAUAUGGUCUGGGCGGUAUCACAGGCCCUAUCGUCGGUGGUCUGUUGGUAAUGAGGCAGGAUCCUUCUCAUCCUGACCGACCAAAUCCCUACCCGUACCUAGCGCCAAACCUGCUAUCAGCUGCUAUUCUCUUCGUAGACCUCAUCGUGACGGCCAUCUUUCUGCGCGAGUCGCUGGACUGCGCAAAAGAUCUGCCUCCGAUCGGUAAGCGCAUCGGCAGCCUCUUCGCAUGGAUGUGGCAAUUCACGAGCUCGCACCGGCCUACCUACUUGCGGCGAGCGAAAAAAGCGCAGGAAAGCCAUCAUGACGAGGAUGAGGACGAUAACGAGACCGACGAACAUCCUCACCUCUUUCCCGAAGUGAGCGAGGACCUGCUUCAUAGCAAGGAUGUGUUUAACCGCGAUACCAUCUUGUUGCUCGCAACGUUCCUUAUCUUCCAGCUCAGCAACAUCAGCUACAAUAGCUUGUACCCUGUCUUCGCGCAAGCAGACCCACCCACUGGCCGUAACCUCAGUCCGUCCGAAAUAGGAUUAAGCUUGGCCUUUGCAGGUGUCGUCACAAUCCUGUGGCAAGUUGGCAUCUUUGGUCGGGUACGAGAAAAGAUCGGAAACAGAAUAACUUACCGAGCAAGUCUGGCUGGCUUCGUAAUCGCCUUCGUACUCAUGCCGUUCGUGGGCUACAAAUCCGGCACGUCAGACCCGCACGAUCUUCCAACCAAAUCCGGCAAGGCUUGGCUGUGGGCGGAGUUGGGUAUCGUGCUGAUCAUUAAAACCGUCGCCGCUGUAGGCGGGCUGACAAGCGCGCUACUCCUCAUCACCAACUCCGCCCCAUCACACGCAGUCCUUGGCACGCUGAACGGGUUGGCGCAGACAUUGUCCGCGGGAGGUAGAGCUAUCGGACCGGUCAUCAGUGGCAGUCUGUUCUCGGCUGCAACGCGAGUACAACCCAAGGGCGAGGCGCUUGCUUUCGGCAUCUUCGGAGGCAUUGCUUUCCUUGGCUUCUUGCUCGCCUUCGGCAUUAGGGGUGCUAGCCUCGAGGGUGAAGGCUGGGUUGAGCAUGAUGAAGAGGAGGGUGAAGAGGAUGAAGAGGACGAUGACGAUGACGAGCACACUCAAGAGCAUCGUGCCAGGUGA